This is a messenger RNA of Ilex paraguariensis (yerba mate), 2130 nucleotides long. Lineage: Eukaryota; Viridiplantae; Streptophyta; Magnoliopsida; Aquifoliales; Aquifoliaceae. The record is from the annotation of a GenBank genome assembly.
AUGAAUUCCCCCUACCUUGCAACCCUUUUUGCCAUUUUAGUUGCAAUCUUUUUCUCCAAAAAUGUUUUCCUUGGGGCAGAAUCGGCAACUCUAAGCACAGACAGAGAGGCCCUGCUCUCUUUCAAGUCUCGGGUAAGUAUGGAACAACCUAAUGUUCUAUCUACUUGGGAACCAAACUCCUCCCCUUGCAACUGGACAGGAGUAGUUUGCAACGAACUCGGCCAGAGAGUGGUUGAGCUUGAUCUCUCCGACAUGGGAAUAACUGGUUCCAUAAGCCCUCAUAUAGGCAACCUCUCAUUUCUUAGAUCACUUCAACUUCAGCAUAACCGAUUCAAGGGAACACUCUCUGAUCAACUUGGCAAUCUUUUUCGUCUGAGGAUUAUGAACACGAGCUCCAACAGCAUAGAAGAUGGAUUGAUACCUAGUGAGCUGUCUCGUCUUCGAAAUUUGAAGCAGCUAGAUCUCACCAUUAACAAUCUCACUGGCACUAUACCACCAUCCAUAUACAACAUGUCUUCACUGGUGAAUUUAGCUAUGGCGUCCAACGAUUUGUGGGGUGAUAUUCCUAACGAUGUUGGAGUUACACUCCCAAACCUUCUAAUCUUAAAUUUGUGCAUCAAUAAAUUCACUGGUACUAUUCCAGGGUCUUUGCACAACCUCACAACGGUACAAGUCAUUCGACUGGCAGACAACUUGUUGCACGGGACGGUACCACAAGGACUGGGAAAUCUUCCGGACCUUCAAAUGUACAACAUUGGGUUCAAUAAGAUCGUUAGCUCCGGUGAAAGUGGUCUCGAUUUCAUUGCAUCUUUGACGAAUAGAACCCGUCUCCGCUUCCUUGCAAUUGAUGGCAAUCUUCUAGAGGGUGUAAUUCCAGAGUCCAUAGGCAAUCUUUCCAAGGUUCUCUCAAAUUUAUACAUGGGAGGGAACCAUAUUCAUGGAAAUCGUAUCUCCGGCAUAAUUCCAAGUUCCUUAGGUAAUCUCCAAAAGCUGAAUGAUAUUGAUCUAUCAUGGAAUGCAUUGGUGGGCAGCAUACCCACGAGUUUUGUGAAUUUUGGGUAUUUGAUCUCAAUGGACUUGUCUCAUAACAAGCUCAAUGGAAGCAUACCCAAGGAAAUUCUAAAUCUCCCAAGUUUAAGAACCUUCUUCAAACUUUCUAACAAUUUCCUAUCUGGGCCUCUGCCUCAAGAAGUUCGAUUCCUACAAGGGGUUGGCACAAUUGACCUCUCUGGCAACCAUUUGUCAGGUAACAUUCCCAUGUCAAUUGGUAUGUGUAAGAGCUUGGAGAAAUUGUUUAUGGCCAACAACAUGUUCUCAGGUCCUAUUCCAGAUACUUUAGUAGAAGUGAGAGGCUUGGAAACUCUUGACCUCUCCUCAAACCAACUCUCUGGUUCAGUCCCUCCUGACAUACAAAACUUGAAUGCCCUGCAACUGUUGAACCUCUCUUUCAACAACCUUGAAGGUGAAAUUCCCACUGGUGGGGUUUUCUCAAAUAUCUCUAGAGUCCAUCUGGAUGGCAACCCAAAGCUUUGCUUGUAUUCGGCAUGUGAAAAUAGUGGUGGUCGUGGAGUACAAUUGAUUUUGAUUAGUGUUAUAAUAACAAUUGCUGUUAUAUUAACACUUUGUUUCACUGUUGGUUUGUUGUUCUACAUAAGAAAAGGCAAAGCAAAGGCCAUGGCAUCAUUUGACUCCUCCAAGGGGCAACAACACCAAAUGGUCUCUUAUUAUGAACUUCGUCUUGCAACUAAAAAUUUCAACCAAGAAAAUCAGAUUGGACAUGGCAGUUUCAGAACUGUUUACAAAGGGUAUUUUAGAGAAGGAAUCACCAUCGCGGUUAAGGUCCUUGACACACAAAUAAUAGGUUCUCGGAAGAGUUUUUUUGCGGAAUGUCUAGCUUUGAGGAACACCAGGCACCGAAAUCUUCUUAAACUGAUCACCUCAUGCUCGAGCUUAGAUUUCAAGAAUAUGGAAUUUCUUGCUCUGGUUUACGAGUUCAUGAGCAAUGGGAGCUUAGAUGAUUGGAUUAAGGGAAAGAGAAUGAAUGUUGAUGGGGGUGGAUUAGAUAUUGUUGAUAGAAUGAAUGUGGCAACUGAUGUUGCAAGUGCCAUAAACUAUUUGCAUCAUGAGUGA